Molecule: messenger RNA, 471 nt
Organism: Paramuricea clavata
Lineage: Eukaryota; Metazoa; Cnidaria; Anthozoa; Malacalcyonacea; Plexauridae
Source: the annotation of a GenBank genome assembly
AUGCAUCCCGAAAACAAAUGGGAAAAAAGACAAAAUGCGCCGUGGAUUAAUAAAGAGCUAAUAUCUCUAUGUAGGAAGAAGCUACUUUAUAAAAAAGCAAAACGGAGCCGAAAUGAAAGUACCUGGAUUCGUUAUCGUCAAAUGAAUAACAAUUUGAAAAGGAAGUGCAAUGAAGCUCGGUGGAGCUAUGAUUUAGCUCAAGAUUUGACAGACAACAACAAUCCCAAACCAUUUAGGAACUUUGUGAAAUCCAAGUGUAAAGGAACAAAUAAAUUGAUAUCCCUGAAAGUUGGAGAAUCUGUUUUCACUGACGACCAAGGUAUUGCAGAUAGCAUGAACUCGUAUUUUUCUUCUGUUUUUACAGUUGAAAAUUAUGAUAAUAUCCCAGUGCUUGACUAUAUUGUGGACGAGAGAUUAGAGAACAUCCGUUGUUCUGUUGACGAAGUAAAGAAAGCUUCUUCCAAAUCUUAA